GUAACGUCAUACAAGAUACACGCAAUAUUCAAUUUCACAAGACGAAUGGUUGCAAUGAGCCAGUAACACUACACGUGUAUCAAAACGAACUACUUAAUUCUCUGCCACACCCGGUGAGAAUUUAAGCUAUGGAGUCGCAUUCCAAAUUAAACCUUGCCAUUCCAUUUUAUGUACCUAACUUGAUUGGUUAUGUAAGACUAAUACUAAUCAUCACAGGUCACCUAUUUAAAGAUGAAUCUCCAUUCACAGCUGUACUAUUUUAUGCAAUUUUUGCUACACUUGAUGGGAUUGAUGGGUGGGUAGCAAGAAAACUGAAUCAGUGUUCUUCAUUUGGUGCUUGGCUAGAUGUAAUUGUUGAUAACAUUGGAAGAACUCUGAUUUGGUCAAAUUUUAAGUGGGGAGUAGUUGUAUCUAAUCUAGAAUGGGUAACUUAUGUUUGCAACCAUUGUCAUGGAGCUGGAUGGAGAGAACAACUAUGGAAAGAUUCUUUUGCCAAUGCUCCAAGCUAUGUCAAAAGAGUUAUGGCUGAAGGUUUCAAAACUCCUUAUGGGAUUCUUGCCAUUGGGGGACUACAUGUACUACCAAUUUGGAUGUUUGGCUGGCAGCACAAUGUUUUUGAAACACAUUUCUCAUUUCUUCCUACAUGGAUUAUUCUAUCAGGUUUCAUCAUUUUACUAUCUGGGAGGAUUCUAUGUGCCAUGGUGGAGCUAUGGUGUGUCAAAGUCCACAUACAAUGCCUUUUAAUGGAUGAAAAACCGAACCAUUCAAAGAAUUCAAACUAAAUUAGGGUUACCUAUACAACAACUACUAGUCAUAAUCAAUCUUACUAUUAGCAAUUCAAAUAAUUCUACACACAAACAAAAUUUAUUGGAACAAAAAUGUGCUUACAUUAUGCUGUAAGUUUACUGGGUCUGAUUGUAGUUGAAGUUCUUUUCCUACAAAACAAAUGAUGAGUUUAAAUAAAUAGUUUUCAGUUAA
Molecule: messenger RNA, 978 nt
Organism: Daphnia pulicaria
Lineage: Eukaryota; Metazoa; Arthropoda; Branchiopoda; Diplostraca; Daphniidae
Exons: 6
Coding region: 129-782 (217 amino acids)
Biological process (GO): phospholipid biosynthetic process
Cellular component (GO): membrane
Molecular function (GO): phosphotransferase activity, for other substituted phosphate groups
Source: RefSeq, a predicted model, not a curated record